AUGACAGCGGGAACUGUUGUUAUCACCGGGGGAAUCCUAGCCACGGUGAUCCUGCUGUGCAUCAUCGCCGUGCUCUGCUACUGUAGGCUUCAGUACUACUGCUGCAAGAAAGAUGAAUCUGAUGAGGAAGAAGAGGAGGAGGAGGAGGAGGAGGAGGAAGAGCCUGAUCUUCCUACUCACGCGCAUCUCGGCAUGUGCAAUGCCUGCAACUCUCGCGUCGUGGACGGCCAGGGCAGCCCCGCGCCACCACCGAAUGAGCUCAGCCAGCGAGGCGCUCACAACUACUGCCCCACGUGCUCACCCUAUGGCUCCCCCUUCUACAUACGGACUGCUGACAUGGUGCGCAACGGGGGCGAGCGCAUCACCUACACGCCCGCGUGCUACAAGGAGAUGGGGCAGCCCCUUGGCAUGGCGGCCCUCCAAGGCUACCCGGUGAGCCGCCACGGCAUCCUUCGCGAGAGCUUCCCAAACCCGAGGGCUGUCAGCACGGAGGUGUAACCACCGUUGUCACUCUCACAGGGUGCUUCAAGCAGGCGCCCGCUCGAGGGAGGGGGCUUUUCACUUGUAUUUGAGGGGGUUCGUGCAGAGAGGACCCCGUA
Tinamus guttatus (white-throated tinamou) is the source of this 599-nucleotide messenger RNA. RefSeq names its product protein FAM163A. The record is from RefSeq and is a predicted model, not a curated record. NCBI's taxonomy places the organism in Eukaryota, Metazoa, Chordata, Aves, Tinamiformes, Tinamidae.